CACCUUCUUCUUCCUCUUCCUCUUCCUCCAAUCUCCAUCAUUUUACCACCAAAUUUUUGCAAUCCCAUCUCACAACAAGCUUUAAUCACCAUGAAGACUCCCUUCAAGAAACUCCGCGGCUUAGGGCUACACAGGCAUCAUCAUCAUCAACGCCAUAACAAUCUCGCUCAAUCGGACGAGCUUUCUCAGGCUUCCCAGGACAUGCUAGACAUGAAAGACUGCUAUGACAGUUUACUUUCAGCUGCUGCAGCCACAGCCAACAGUGCUUACGAAUUCUCGGAAUCAUUACGGGAAAUGGGAGAUUGUCUUCUCGAGAAAACCUCACUAAACGACGAUGAAGACAGUGGUAGAGUCUUGCUAAUGUUGGGAAAGGUGCAGUUUGAAAUCCAGAAUCUGGUUGAUCAUUAUCGUGCACAUAUUGCACGGACAAUCACAGUCCCUUCAGAGUCCCUUCUUAAUGAAUUGCGUAUAGUCGAGGACAUGAAAAGGCAAUGCGAUGAGAAGAGGAUUUUGCAUGAAGAAAUGAAAAUUAGACACAAAGACAAGAGAAGGUUGGGAAGCAGUAAAGGAGAAUACAUUUCCUCCCAUCAGCUGCGAGCAGCUCAGGAAGAAUUUGAUGAGGAUGCUACUUUAUUUGUUUGCCGGAUGAAGUCAUUAAAAGGGGGGCAAUCUCGUAGUCUUCUAACACAGGCUGCUCGCCACCACGCUGCUCAGAUGUGCUUUUUCAGGAAGGCUCUAAAAUCUCUAGAAGCAAUUGAGCCACACGUUAAAUUAGUAACCGAACAGCAGCAUAUUGAUUACCAGUUCAGUGGGCUUGAAGACGAUGAUAGGGACUCUGUUUUUCUUACUGAUGACGAAGAUGAUGAAGAUGAAAGUGAUGAUGAUCAUUACAUGCAUGAAGAUGGUGAAUUGAGUUUUGACUACCAGAGGAAUGAUCAGAAGAAUGAGGUUUCUAGCUCAGAAAACUCAAUGGAGUUAGAUAGUGCAGACCUUACAUUUCCACAAGUUGCUUCACUGAACUCGGUCAAGGAAAACGUGCGCAGGAAGCCCCUCUGGAACUCAUCUAUCCUCGAUAUAGAGCUCAAUGCAGGCAGCAAAUCAGCACCACUUUCUGCCAUGAAUAAUAUUGAAGCGAGUGAAACGUUUAGACAGAUGCGACAGUCAUCUGUCCGAAAGCUGAACACAUAUGUUCUCCCAACACCACUUGAGAAGAGUCCAAGAUUGGAUGCUCAAGGUCCUCGACCAACUAAUGAUAAUAUGUGGCAUUCAUCCCCUUUGGAGCAUAAGUAUGAAGAUAUUUUGAGGAAGGAGAAGAACUCAGGACCAACAGUCUCAAACACACACUCAGUAGUGAAGGAGAGCAACAAGAGUAGUAAAUCUGAUCCAUGCUCAUCUGUUAGACAUGCUUUCUCUGGUCCUUUGGCUGGUAGUGCACAGCCAAACAAGUCUCUGUCAUAUGCUAGUGGUCCUAUUGGAACAACUCUGCAAUCUUCUGGAUCUCUUUCAAGCAUCUCAAUACUUCGCCCAGCAUCAACUACCAAACUACCCUUGUCAAGUAAUAGUUUUGUGUCAUCGCCUAAAAUUAGUGAACUCCAUGAGCUCCCUAGGCCCCCUGCAAAUUUAGCCUCUAAGAUAUCUUUAAAAGCUGGCUUCUCGGCCCCUUUGGUGACAUUUAAAGGUGGGUCAGAUUUUAACGUUAUAAAUAAGUCUCCAGCAUCUACACUUGCAGUGCUCCCUGAGGCCAUUCAAUCCAUACCCACAGAAUCACAGAAUUUCAGAAGAGCCGAAUCGUCAAACCAUAGGUGAAGGAUCAUGGCACAUCCGGGUUAAAGCAGUUAUGGGGGAGAAAACGUUAAGUUUCAUAUUAUGAGGUAGACGCAUCAAACUGUAGAUAAACUCAUCAAUAUUUUUCACUCAUGUAAUUGGAGUACCAUCUUAGAGAAGCUCAUUUUAACUCUGUAGAGGUCAUAUUACUAAUAUUAUUUCCUGAGAUGUGGAGUUGUAAAACACAAGAAAGACAAAAAGAUAAUCAAACUUAAGGUAUACAGAACACACACCUACAUGA
Messenger RNA from Cynara cardunculus var. scolymus (artichoke), 2065 nucleotides. RefSeq lists its product as uncharacterized. The coding region runs from base 91 to 1806 and encodes 571 amino acids. The transcript has 11 exons. NCBI's taxonomy places the organism in Eukaryota, Viridiplantae, Streptophyta, Magnoliopsida, Asterales, Asteraceae. The record is from RefSeq and is a predicted model, not a curated record.